Messenger RNA from Olea europaea var. sylvestris, 541 nucleotides. RefSeq lists its product as uncharacterized. Gene Ontology annotation, biological process: proteolysis. The coding region runs from base 4 to 540 and encodes 178 amino acids. The record is from RefSeq and is a predicted model, not a curated record. Lineage: Eukaryota; Viridiplantae; Streptophyta; Magnoliopsida; Lamiales; Oleaceae. Gene Ontology annotation, molecular function: cysteine-type peptidase activity. The transcript is spliced from 2 exons.
CAAAUGAUAGCCGGAAGGACGAUAUUGGAUGCAUACAAGUGGUUCCAUGAUAUCACCACUCAGGGGGCUUGGCUCGCCGACGAUCACAUCGACAUGGUCAUGGACUUGUUGCGCGAUCGAGUUAAGAGAUAUCCACAAUCAUUCCACAAGCCUGGCCGCAUUAUACUGAACACCGAGUUCUUCCGUGCCGUUACCAUUGAGUAUCAGUCCCUCCAACUUCUAAGUAACGAUUACGUGCUUCCCGCGUAUAUGUUCGAGUGGGUCAUCGGGCUGUCACCGAGUGUUGGGGAAAAGCCAUGGGAGGGUUGUACGCAUUUGUACAUUCCAGUUAUCGCGAAUCAGCACUGUAUUGCACUGGAGAUCGUGUUCACUGAUUCGACGAUAUAUGUGUACGACCCCGAUCAUUCAUGUCUGACACAGGGACAGCUCGAGCAGAUCUUAAAGCUGAUGACUGUGAUCGUUCCUAUGAUGGCUAGACAUGCGGGCUUGACUGUGGAUGACAAACUAGCCAUCGUGCGGGACACGACGACAACGAGAUAGU